AUGUCGUCUUUCAAUCAAAUUCAGACAGCUUGUGGUGCACUCGGUUAUUUUGAUGGUAAAACCUAUUUGAAAGAUGAUGACUGCGAAGAUGCAUUACGUAUUCUACUUCGCUGUCUUAAAUAUGAAAAUGAACGUAAAGAUGCUCGAUUACACAUGCUUGAAUCAAGAAUAGUCGAAAAUGAUCUUGUACCCAUUCUCAUCUAUUUAAAUAGUAAACAUGAUGGGAAAAUUAUUAAUCAUGCUCUCAAAUUACUGGUUAAUUUAACAAAGCCUCCAUUGGUAUGUUUCGAUGGUAAAUUACCCAAAGAUGUAACACUGACAAAUGUUUAUUUAAAAAUUGAAGUUCUUUUACAAAAAACUAAAACUAGUUUAGCAAAUGAGAAACUCUUUGAUUUUCUUGUCGCUAAAGUUCAUCCAGUACUCGAUACGAAGUGGCUUGAUCGAUCGGAUGACGAUGAUUUUAUCUUGCAUGCAGUUUUUACACUUGUAAGAAAUAUUCUUUCAAUAAAAUCUGAGCGACAAAUUUCAGAAGAAAGUGAUAUUAAUGCACAUGAUCUUGUUCUAUGGGCAAUACAUAAGAGUAACAUGGAGAAUUUAAUCUUAUUUUGUGGUAAUAAAGCUCAAGGAGAUGAACGUAUUAUGACUAUUCUUGAAAUUAUUGUUUUAAUGUUACGAGAACAAUCGGCAGAAGAAUUGGCUGCAACAGGCGAACAACAAACAAAAAGUAAACGAGAGAAAACAAAUGAAACACUUGAUUUGCUUUAUGAACGUGAAAUGGCUGAAAAACAACAAUUACAUAAAUUAACUGGACGCCGAUCGACAUUUGGAGGUGCGACAUAUGUAAUGUGUAAUGCAAAAGGUAUUGGUGAAAAUCAACUUAUUUGCCAUCGACCAUUGCAAAGUCUCAAUGCCAUGGAAUUCGAUCGAGAAAAACGUCGUUUUCGUCGACCGAAAAAUCGUGCACCUGUUAAAAAUGAUUUAGAUGAUUCACAAAAUCAUCAUUCAGCAUUGGGAAUUCGAUUAUUUCUACGAGAAUUUUGUUUAGCAUUCUUAGAUAAUUGCUAUAAUAUACUUAUGCCUCAUGCAAGGGAUAUGAUUAUCAAAUCGACAUGUUUACUGAGUGAUGAAACUAAUUUCUUUUGGUCAAUAAGAUUCUUUACAGAAUUUAAUCGACAUGCACAUACAUCAAUCGAUCGUAUAAGUGAAACAUUACAAAUGAAUACAUUUCAUUUACUUCAUACAAAAAUUGAUCACUAUAGAGAAAUGAUUAAAAUCGAUAAAACUGAAGCUAGACUUUGGGCAAAACGAUUGCAAAUAGGCUUUGGUGCAUUUAAAGAAUAUAUUCUCUGUGUUAAAUCUAUGUUAACAAAUUCAAGUGAAGUUGUCGUUCGAGCUGCAACAAUUAUUAAAAAUAAUAUAUUUUAUAUGCAAGAAUAUCGUGAACAGAUUUAUAUUUUACUUAAAGAUUUUGAUAAUACAAAAAUGACAAGUGCCUAUCUUCAUGAUCUAAUUGGAUGUACUCAUGAAUUUCUUAAAAUGCUUGAAGAACAUACAACAAAAUUGAAACAUGUUUUUGUUCAACGCCGUCGUGUGGCUCGUAAACCAGGAAUAAAGAAAAAUAAACAGAAACAAAAAAAUGUAAAUGAAGAAAAAAAUGAACCACCGAAUGAACAAUUGGAAGAAGAAUGGCAAAGUCAAAUAGCUGAACGUUUAUCAAGUUUAUUACAAGGUUUAGAAGAACCUACUAUUAAUAAAUCAGAAGUUUGUCCAUUCGAUGCACUUUCCGAUGUUCCUAUUGAUGAUCAAAGUCUUACGGCAGUUGCUCGUAUUCAACAUGCACUACGAACAAAUAAAUUAGAUGAAGCUAUUGCAUUAUUUCGUGCUUCGCGAGAAGUUUGGCCAACGGAGAAAACAUUCGGUUAUGAAGAUAUUGGAGCUGAAGAAGAAUUUAAUUUGCUUCGAGAAAUUUUUAUGACAUCAAAAAUGGAUAAUCUUUUACCAAAACAUUCUGAUGAAGACGAGGAAAAUGAUGAAGAAGAGCCACACGAAGCAGGGCAUGAAGAAGACGACGAAGAAUUAAUUGAAACCAUUGAACGUGAAGAAGAAUUUGACUUUAAAAGAUUUAUAAGACGUUUCGCACAUUCAAGUAUACUUUGUUCCUAUAUUGAUGUUCUUCGUACAUACAGAACUAAUACACCAUUUUUAAAUCAUUGUAUAAUUCGUAUGUUUUAUCGUGUAUCAGUGGAUUGUAAUUUUACUGGUAUACUUUUUCAAAUGUCAUUAUUUCGAAUUUUUCAAAAAUUUCAUCUUGAUCCAAUGGCAAAGUUACAACAAUUUUCAGAACUAUUACAAUUUGGUACUUGGUUGUUACGUAAAUUUUUUGUAGCUAUACAAAAGAAUCCGUGUAUAUAUGCGGAAUUACUUUUUUGGAAAGAUCGAAGCCUUGUCGAAGAUAUGCUUGAUGGAUAUCGUCAAAUCACUGCUGACCGUACGAAUGAAGGAGAAAAAAAAACGAAAGCUGCUUCAUGGUCGAUUGAACAUCAAAUUGAGCUACGAGAUAUUUAUAGAAAAAUCAAAGAAGAACAAGCAGAAAAUCUUGGACUUGAAAAAGUUGAUGUUGUCGAUCGAAUUAUGUUAGAAUUAACGGAUAAAUCAAAAGCAAGACGACAAAUAAUCAAAGAAUUAAAAAUCCAAGGCUUGAUUAAAUCUACUAGAGAGCUUAGAAUCAAAAAGGCUCCAAAAGGUCGAUCAAAGAAAAAAGAUCUUCUUAACAAUUCAAAAUUACUUGGAUCUGAUUCAGAUGUUCCAGGUGUGGAAGAUAGCGAUGAUGAUCGUGAUGAUCAUAAUGAUGAGAAAGAAGAAGAAGAUGAUGAUGAUGAUGAUGAUGACGACGACGAUAAGCAUCAUUCUAUUGAAAAUAAAUCGGCUUCAUCGGAACAUAAAGCAAAUAAAUUAGUUUCAUCAGAAUCUGAUCAAGAUAAGUCAAAUGAUUCAAAUUCAAAACCCAAUGAUAUCGUAUCAACAGCGACUACCAAAAUCUCUCAACAAACAAAACAAGUAGAAGAUGAGGAUGAUGAUGAAUCACUGCCUAUUAUAACAAAGCAAACUCGUAAAUAUGAAUCUUUAUCAAUGUUUGAUGAUGUUGAUGAUGAUGAUGAUGAUGAUAUUUCUACAUCACGUCCAAUCAAGAAAGCACGUCGACAAUUGGUGUCUUCAAGUGAAGAUGAUGAAUAG
Molecule: messenger RNA, 3234 nt
Organism: Rotaria socialis
Lineage: Eukaryota; Metazoa; Rotifera; Eurotatoria; Philodinida; Philodinidae
Source: the annotation of a GenBank genome assembly